Molecule: messenger RNA, 732 nt
Organism: Aureobasidium melanogenum CBS 110374
Lineage: Eukaryota; Fungi; Ascomycota; Dothideomycetes; Dothideales; Saccotheciaceae
Exons: 2
Coding region: 1-732 (243 amino acids)
Cellular component (GO): nucleus; cytoplasm
Source: RefSeq, a predicted model, not a curated record
AUGACAUCUAAGAAACUUCGCGUGCUUGUCCUUCAUGGAUAUGGCCAGAAUAGCGAGAUGAUGCGUCUGAAGAUGAAGACUCUCCGAAGUUCGAUCGAGGCCGAACUCAAGGACUACUAUCCGUCAGGGGUCGAAAUGGAUUUUGUUGACGGUCCUGUCGACCUUUCAGAUGAUCAGGAAGAGACAACUCCAACCCGCCUCCAUGCCUGGUGGACAGCCCUUGAUGAUCACAACCGCUACGUUGAGUUGGACGCAAGUCUGACAAGCGUCUUUACCCAACUCCGCGAACGACCCGUGGACGCCAUCAUCGGAUUCUCCCAAGGCGCAGCACUCGCAGUCAUGAUUGCUGCAAUUCUCGAAAACACAACCGAACGGCGUGCUGCCAUGGCCAAGCAAGGCAGCCCCUUCUUGUUCUCAUCCAUACCACAGCAACCACUCAAAUUCGUGAUUGCAUAUUCUGGUUUCAAAGGCUCUCCAGCUUUCUAUAGUGGCUUCUACAAGCCUAAAAUUAGUACACCUGUCCUGCAUAUCUUGGCAAAACUGGACCAUAUGAUUGCCCCAGAAGAUUCCGCGAAACUCAUCCGAAGUUGUAGAAACUCGGAAGUUGCAGAACACCUGGGCGGUCAUUGGAUACCCAAGGACCGGGGCAUGGUCUCGCUUGUUUCGACAUACAUUCGACGCGUGUGUAGAAACACGAGGCGGGCUGAUUCCUUCUGCGAGCCGAAAUGGUAG